GGCGGAGGGAGAGCGCAGGCCCCAGCUCUGGGGAAAGUUUGUCUGCCACUGCUACAGCGGGGAUUUGACCAGGACGUGCGGGACCCAGAGCCCAUCCCGGCCGCCCAGCGCUACUCGCUAGCUAUGGGCCUUCGCCCAGCUGUCCUCCUGCUCUGUGCCUCUGUGUCUUUGCUGGGGGGCCUGACCUUCGGAUAUGAGCUGGCCGUCAUAUCUGGUGCCCUCCUACCACUCCAGCUGAACUUUGGGCUGAGCUGUCUCGAACAGGAGCUCCUGGUGGGCAGUCUGCUCUUAGGUGCUCUCCUCGCCUCCCUUGUUGGGGGCUUCCUCAUUGACUGCUAUGGCAGGAGACGAGCCAUCCUAGGGAGCAAUGCGGUGCUGCUGGCUGGCAGCCUGAUUCUGGGUCUGGCCAGCUCCUUGCCCUGGCUGCUCCUGGGCCGUUUAUCCGUUGGCUUUGCCAUCUCUCUGUCUUCCAUGGCAUGCUGUAUCUACGUAUCAGAGUUGGUGGGGCCGCGGCAGAGGGGUGUGCUGGUGUCCCUCUACGAGGUGGGCAUCACUGUGGGCAUUCUGUUCUCUUAUGGCCUCAACUAUGUCCUGGCUGGCAGCCCUUGGGGCUGGAGGCACAUGUUUGGCUGGGCGGCUGCGCCUGCUCUCCUACAGUCACUCAGCCUCUUUCUUCUCCCUGCUGGUGCAGAGGGCACAGCAGCCCCCAAAGACCUCAUCCCACUCCAGGGAGGGGAAACAAGCAAACCAGGCCUGGUGAAGCCACAGUACAGCUUUCUGGACCUCUUCAGGGCCCAGGACGGCAUGUGGAGCCGGACUGUAGUGGGGCUGGGGCUGGUGCUGUUCCAGCAGCUCACAGGACAGCCCAAUGUGCUGUAUUAUGCCUCUACCAUCUUUCGCUCCGUUGGCUUCCACGGGGGCUCCUCAGCUGUACUGGCUUCUGUGGGGCUUGGCACAGUGAAGGUGGCUGCCACGUUGGUCGCCACAGGGCUGGUGGACCGUGCAGGCCGCAGAGUCCUCCUGCUCUUUGGAUGUGCUCUCAUGGCCUUAUCGGUCAGCGGCAUAGGCCUGGUCAGCUUUGCUGUGUCGCUGGACUCCGGACCCAGCUGCCUGGCCACAUCCAAUGCCAGCCAGCAGGUGGAUCUGCCUGGAAGCUCGGGUCUGCUUGUGCGCUCAUCUCUGCCACCAGUGCUACACACCAAUGGGGACCAAGGACAGCCAGUCCUGUCAGUCACUGAGAGACCCAUCCAUCCAGUCACCAUGGCAUCCCUGGCACCAGUUCUGAACACUGCCUCCCCAGUUCCCACCAGUCCCAUCCUCGAGCAUACCCUGCUGUGCUGGUCUGCACUGGUUUGCAUGAUGGUCUAUGUGAGCGCCUUCUCCGUUGGCUUUGGACCAGUAACCUGGUUGGUCCUCAGUGAGAUCUACCCAGCGGAGAUCCGAGGGAGAGCCUUCGCCUUCUGCAGCAGCUUCAACUGGGCAGCUAACCUCUUUAUCAGCCUCUCCUUCCUCGACCUCAUUGGUGCCAUCGGCUUGGCUUGGACCUUCCUGCUCUAUGGGUUGACCGCUGUCCUUGGCCUGGCUUUCAUCUACUUACUUGUUCCUGAAACCAAAGGACAGUCUUUAGCUGAAAUAGAGCAGCAGUUUCAGACAAGCAGGUUCCCUCUAAGCUUUGGCCGUAGGCAGCGCAUCCGUAUUCAGUACCAUCGCCUGGAUGUCUCCUCAGCCUCCUGAGGCAUCCGUCUGCUUGGAAGAUGCUGGGACAUUGGUUCCUGCAGCCUAUCUCCUGCUCCUGCCUGCUGGGGUCUGAAACUCCUGAUACAGAUUUCCUUCUGUAGUGACCUCUGCUCCCAGAGGCUGCCUCUUGCUGGUGUGAGAGAUG
Messenger RNA from Mus caroli (Ryukyu mouse), 1882 nucleotides. It is a transcript of the gene Slc2a10, whose product is annotated as solute carrier family 2 member 10. Gene Ontology annotation, molecular function: D-glucose transmembrane transporter activity. NCBI's taxonomy places the organism in Eukaryota, Metazoa, Chordata, Mammalia, Rodentia, Muridae. The record is from RefSeq and is a predicted model, not a curated record. Gene Ontology annotation, cellular component: membrane. Gene Ontology annotation, biological process: circulatory system development; D-glucose transmembrane transport.